AUCACCGGAUUGUGUUGUAACCAGCUGUUAUUUUCUUCAAUCUAUCUCGUGCCACAGCAGGAUGAAAACAACACACUAACGCAUACAACGAGCGCCUUUUUGGUUGUCCUUCGCUAAAGUACUGUUCUGCAGGUAACGUCGUAUUUUCAACUUUUCGCUUUUAUGUUCACUUUCGCCAAACUUUUUGGAGCCGCUGUUAACUUUCGGCGAACUCUUGGCAAGAUGCCCGUUGAUAUUAAGAUGACUGCGUGACUUUUUCAAUGGCAGAAGGCGGCGGCGACGAUUGUUUCGAACGUUUGCUUGGCCGUGUGCUUAUUGUUUCUUCGGCUAUCACUGGAGCUGCGGUCCGACCGGCGCAGGGGGAGCAGGCGGAGGUUGUCCAGAACGCCAAGUAGAAUACUUAGAGUGGAACGGCAAGUUGAUUUAUAACCCCUCGAGACGGUGUCACCCAUUUCUUUGAGUUGUGGAGGGAAGCAAUCUUUGUGUGACACGAGAAAGAGCUCUGGCUGACUUUCUGGCUGCGCGCCCCUCUCUUUGUUUUUGUUUGUAUGUCUUUACUUUCAUUUGAAAAGACAGUCCAUUUUUUUGCUUAAGCUUCGGACCCGCUGUCAGUGGGUGUUUUGACUAUGGUGGAGAGUCACAGCCACGUCCAGAGGGAAGGAGUGUACCGCUGGUUCUCGUCCCUCACUUCUGCCCAGAGAGCCGAGUUCCUGUGUGGCCUGCUGGACCUCUGUGUCCCCAUCGAGCUUCGCUUCCUCGGCUCCUGCCUGGAGGACUUGGCCCGUAAGGACUACCAUUCCCUCCGGGAUGCAGAGAUCAAAGCUAACAACCCCACCGAUUUAUCCGGACUCACCAACAUCACGGACGAGGUGGUGCGGAGUAAGCUGCUGGUAUCCCUCGCCCUGCUCGGCUCGGACAACCGAGAGGCUGCGGGGGUCUUGUACCAGACAUUGACACAUAUAGACACGGUGAUCAACAACUACGGCUUGGCCUUAAACGACGGUAGGGCCGAGGAGCAGUUUUUGUUGCUUUUCACUAUGGCAUCAAACCACCCGGCUUUCAGCUUCCACCAGAAACGGGUCCUGAGGCAGCAACUCGGCGAGAUACAGGAUGUCCUGCAGGUGAGCUAUGGAGAAGCCGGCAUUGACGGUAAAGGAGCAGGCCCAUGUGAUGAUCAAAUGGCUCUCUCUUACACUCAGCUGCAUCACCACUAUACCCAGCACAAUGUGUCCUUGCCUGGCCUGGCCACUUUGUCUCCCUCUGGCUGCUCGCUUCCUGAUACAAGUGCGGCCUCCUUGCCGGUGUCUCCUGCUCAUCUCUGUCAUUCACCUUGCACUUGCUGGCACAAGAACCAACCCAGAGAGGCUAGUACAGCCCCUGCACUUGGAUCAGGGGUGAAAAUUGGAAGAGGAGCUCCAGCAGUUAGCCAGGAACCCAUCGCUCCUCACCUCGACCUCGCACCUCCUCCUCCAUCUGCUGGGCAGGGCCACGAUGCUGCGGCAACACCUACUAGCCAUCAGGGGAAAAGAGGAACAGUGGCAGUUGAAAGAGUUGCCUUGCGAGGAGUGACACAUACGUUUGAAGACAAAAGUGAUUAUAUGUUUGAGGCCAGCUGGUCUGAUGGCUUUGUUACAUCAGUUGUGCGAAGUCAACAGGAGGUGAGCGACUUAGUUUCACAGUUGUCUCAGGCAUUUCCUGAUGAGCGAAUGGAGAAGCUCUUGCCUCAGUCCAGUGAGUCGGAUGCCAGAUGUCUGACAAUGUUGCCCAGCCAUGUCCUCCAGCACCACAGCGUCCAAAUCUUCUUCACCUCCACCAGGGCUCUCUCACCAAACUGCCUGUCUCAUCUCUCUUCCUCCUUCCCUAACAUGCCUCCCUCCCCUCCCACAGCUCCUGUCAUUCCAACCUGCCCAUUAACCUCCAACCAUACAAGCUCAGCCGGCUGUAUGGUGCAAUACCGAGGAGCCAGCAGCAGGGCGGUGUACAGAGUGGCCAGUGUCCAACCUGUUGUCAGCACUCACAAUUCUGCCCUGACCCGCUCCACCCCUCACCUCUCAUCUCUCCCUCUCUCACAUCCUUCUCCGCACUACUCUCCCCAGCUGUCCUCCCUCCCUCCCACGGUGACAGCCUUGCCCGCACAGGGCUUCCUCUCCGGCAGAGGCGAUGUUUCCUCCCAGCCGCACCCCCAAAGCAAAGCGUGCCCUUUACUUCACCCACACGCGCAUUUGGAGCCGCAGCAGUCCCCGUUUCACCCACUGCAGCUCCAGAGCCAACCUCAGCAUUCGCCCCAUUCUCAGUCCCUUUCGUAUUCAAUUUCUCAGUCCCGUACUCAGCCCCACGCGCAGUCUCCAUCACAGUCCCAGGCAAACGCGCCGGAGCAAAAUGGCAUCCUGGACUGGCUGCGCAAGCUUCGCCUACAUAAAUAUUAUCCUGUCUUCAAACAGCUGACAAUGGAAGAGUUUCUAGCACUGACAGAAGAUGACUUAAACAAGUACGACUUAACCCAGGGUGCAAAGAAGAAACUCAAGACUCAGCUGGAGUUACAGAAGUCGGCAGACAGGGAGAUGAAGCUGGAGAAGCGGACCUGUGGUGGUAUCGCUCGAGUGAUGCCUUCCAGUCAUAUGGGACCAUCUACUCACACCCCCACUGCAGUAGAGCUAAGAGUGGAGGUGGACAGCGUGCUGCACCAUCAGCCCAUCCACGCAGACAGCAGCUCAUCCUCUGGCUACUCCAGCUCUUCGUGUUCCCCCCGAACGCCCCUCUGCUGUGAUGCCGCUCUGGACAGGAGCGUUUACAGGCUCUGUGUGUCUUUUUCAGGUGUGUCAGGUCCAGAUGCUGUAGGAGGCGGUCAAGAGAAAGAGCGCUCGUGCAUUUUUAUCCUGAACUCCAGCUGCCCGGCAGGCCCCAGCCGGCCCACAGCGCAGGUCCUUCCGGUCCAGACGGAUAUCAGCACUCCUGCCGUUGCAUCCUGCUCCUCCCACCUUCCUUUCACGUUUUCCCACUACCACCCACAAGGCAACUACCCUCAAAGCCUGCUCUCUUCACUCUCAAACCAGGCGCGUAUUCUAUCUUCCCCAGGAAAGCUCAGGCCGCAACCCCUGUGCGCAGAGGACAGAACUAAAAUGGCAGCCUCGGGUCCACCCGGUACCAGCGUGGCUUUCAGUCCUGGGCUGGGUGCGGGCAUGGGCGUGAGGCUGGAGAACCUGCUUCCCAGGCUCAAACUGAAAGUGGACGCCUCCACCGCCCCCCAUGACUCGGGGACUGCCAUGAGUCUGAUGGUUGAGACCAGUUGUGCUCUGACCUCCACCUCAAACAGCCUCCACCAUGUGUCGCAACCUCCUCUCCACUUUCACCUCUCAUCCUCUUCAUCCUCAUCUCCAUCCAUAUACUACUCGUACCCACCCGCCUCCUCCUUGUCCACCUUUGCCACCUCUUGCCCGUCCACAAAGUCCCUCUCACAAUCGGCUAGCUCCAGCGGCGCAAGUGUCUUUGUAUCCAUGGCAACCACAAGUACCGUCCCUAUAGCCGCAGUGCCAGGCAACAUAUACUACCCUCAUGGCCUCUCCUCCGCCUCCUCUUGCGGCACUUCAUUGGAUCCAAGUCAAGGCCACACCCAGUCCAUGUGCGUUUGCAGUUCGUGUGGAUGUCGGGGCAACUGCGGCGCCUACGGCACCCUGUCCACCUACGCCCCUGCGUCCGGCUACCUGCAGCCGUUCUCAGCCAACUCUGUCUUCACUCUGGGCCCUCUUCUCCAUCUCAGCCCCCUCAUGGCCUCGUCUAGCACCACAGGGACCGUUACCGCGGCCUAUUCCUACCCGAUGAUGGCACCAACUCCCCUGUACUGCCAGAGCCCUGGGUCACAUGACCAGCAAAAGGGCUUUAGCUUCUACCAGCCCCAUGGCAUCUUGGGAAACGCGGUCCAGAAGCGAAUAGCGGGGAACCUGUCAUGUUACAACUGUGGCGGCCAUGGGCACAGAGCAGAGGGGUGCAAACAACCACCCAUGGAGUCAUCACAGCAAGGCACUUUUCGACUGAAGUACACUCCCCAUUCUGACAAUAAGGACUCUGGGGACUGAUGAGCCCGCAGUGAAUUUGGAAACACAAAAAUAUUUUUUCCAGCCACAAGUUUGUUCAGCUCAAGCUGGUGUCAAAGCGCCUAGUCGGUCUUUUCAUCUCUGACCGCUAGCAUAGCUGUUGUUGCCUCAGCUCAGAGUAGACAGCAGCUUGUGUGGCAAGAAUCAUCGGUUCCAAAUGCCACUAGGACAAAUGAACAUUAAAAGCUGGAAGUGGCACUACACAGCGGAAGAGGAACCCAUCAAGGUAUUUUGACAGCAUCCAUAAGUGCAGGAAGCCUUUUAGGACUGAUAAUGACAAACACAUUCAUAGACCACAGAACAACUGUAUACAGUAAAUGGCAUGUCUUUUGACUUUGCACUCACGUUAGACCUACUUCCAAAAAUUAGCCCUCCUGUUCUUUGGGCAAGUGAAUGUUUUGUUUCAUUUGUUUUAUUUUAUCCUUAUUGGACUUCUAAACUUUUGGUAGGCUCAAAAGACCUAGAGUUUGUUUUGAAAAUAUAUAUAUAUAUAUUAUUACACAAUACAAUAGUAUUAUCUAUUUCCUAACAUGCAUCUGAAGGGAAGCUACAUUUUGAAAUUCAAUUGUUUAGAGUUGGUCUCAACAGAACAAGACUGUAGCACAGAACACCUUGAUUCCUGUGUAUAAUUAAUACUGCAUUGUAGUGUUUUUUUUUAAGGUUGCCUUUUCACUAUCACAGUGAAACCUGUUUGUAAAGACUUUGCAUCACUUCUUCAUUCGCCAUUCACUCAGGCAAGACCAAUGAGUGCCAGUUUUGUCAUGUCUGCUUUUAAGAGUGUUUAUUGUUGUUGCAGGUGAAAGACACAACAUAAUUGUGUGUCAUUUACACAAGAGAAAGCUCAGGAUUGUGUCGUAAUUAUUGAAACCAAGUUGACUGUUAAGUGUCUGGGCAGGACCUAGACAAAUAUUAAAGUAAGGCCGGCUAGUCCUAUUCACUAUUUGGGCCCCUGGAGGGCGCGACAUGUGUAUGUGCCAUCUUUAUUUAAAAUGAUUAUUACUGAAUGUCUUUUUUUUUAAUGUUAUACGAAUGUGAGUAGGCGGGUGUUUUGUAAAUUGUAGAAAGCAUGCUCAAAUUUCAAGGUCUAUUUUGAUGUCUUUAUUUUGUUGUUGAUGUCUUAAAGCCAGCCUUAAGUGUAACUUUCCAGCACAGCAGCAAGACAAUUUGGUAAAAUCAUUCAAAAUCUUUUCAUGCCAGUAUUUCAAUAACAACAAUAAAACUGAAAACUUUA
Syngnathus typhle (broad-nosed pipefish) is the source of this 5322-nucleotide messenger RNA. It is a transcript of the gene zcchc14, whose product is annotated as zinc finger, CCHC domain containing 14. Gene Ontology annotation, molecular function: zinc ion binding; nucleic acid binding; protein binding. The record is from RefSeq and is a predicted model, not a curated record. NCBI's taxonomy places the organism in Eukaryota, Metazoa, Chordata, Actinopteri, Syngnathiformes, Syngnathidae. The transcript has 14 exons. Bases 627 to 4073 code for a protein of 1148 amino acids.